Molecule: messenger RNA, 895 nt
Organism: Saccostrea cuccullata (small rock oyster)
Lineage: Eukaryota; Metazoa; Mollusca; Bivalvia; Ostreida; Ostreidae
Exons: 4
Coding region: 55-465 (136 amino acids)
Source: RefSeq, a predicted model, not a curated record
CGCGAUUCCAUUACAAACAAGAAUACUAUUGCAGCUAUUCUUGUUUUAUGUGACAUGCUGCAACCAGUUUCCAUCUUCUGCAAGUAUCUUCAAGGAUCUGUAGAUUUCAGUAUGGUGACCAUAAAGCUGAAGGACCUCACUGAUUCACUUCAUAUCCUUAUUGAACGAUUUCUGGGAUCUCUUACCAAUCAUGAAGACAGCAUUUACCUUGGAAGAAUUAAUGAACUAUUUGAAGAAAUUAAUGAGAGAACUGUUUUUACAAGGAGAUUAAGGGACAGACAGGUGUACACACAAGAGAGAGUGGUGGAGGAACUGGCAAUUCCAAUGGUUCAUAAGCUCAUCCAAGAGUUGGAGGAUGGAUUCCACCUCUCUCCAAUUUUUCAAUCAUUUUCACUUUUCAACAAGAAUCUUCUACCAGACAGUGUUGGGGAACUUCAAGAUUUUGGCAAUACAAAGGAAUCCUGAAAAUGAUUUGCUGCAGAUGUUCCUGGAUGAUGGCAGUUAUGAGAAACACCUUCCCAUGCAUGUUCACUCUGGUUUUCCUCUCACGUUUAAUUCCCACCAGCACGGCCUCAGUGGAGAGGAUUUUCAGCCUUAUGAACUGCCUAUGCACAGAGAACAGGAACAGACUGGGACAGGACACUUUAUGUGCCCUAAUGAGAAUUUGCAGAUAUGGUAGUCAGUCACUGACUCCACUGCAAGUGGCUGCCAUCAUUGACAAUUUUAAAAACAUGAAAACUAGAGAAAUAAACUUGUAAAAGAUGAUUACUAGCUGUUUUGUUCUCUACUCUUGAAAUUGAUUUCUGAUAAACUGUUAGAAAAUUCCCAAUUUGCUCCAUUUUGACGCUUUUUUCCCAAUUGAAAUGGGUACCGGUACUAGUACCAAAGGGUAGAA